Molecule: messenger RNA, 4178 nt
Organism: Micromonas pusilla CCMP1545
Lineage: Eukaryota; Viridiplantae; Chlorophyta; Mamiellophyceae; Mamiellales; Mamiellaceae
Exons: 1
Coding region: 1-4140 (1379 amino acids)
Molecular function (GO): RNA binding; methyltransferase activity
Source: RefSeq, a predicted model, not a curated record
AUGACGCGCGACGACGAGCGCGGGUUCCUCGUCGUGAGCGCGUUCGGCGGAGAGGAGAAGGCCGCGGUCGAGGUCCAACGCGCGAUCGAGACGCUCGUGUCGUCGUCGUCGUCGUCGACGUCGUCGUCGAACGAUGAAGACGGCACCGUCGCGACGACGGAACCCUCGUCGACCGGGGACGACGCGGCGGCGGCGACGUCGGCGCCGCGCCACGCGCGUCUCCUCCCUCGCGGCGACGUCGCGCACCGCGGCGUCGCGUGGCUGCGCCUCGGGCCCUCGAUCCCGCCGUCGUCUUCCCCGGUGUCGAUGUUCGCCGCGCUCAACGGCGUCGCGACGCGUCGCGGAUCCGACGACGACGUUUCCCCGCCGCCGCCGCCGCCGCCGCCGCCGACGCCGAUGCGACACGCGCAGCUGGUGUUCCCGAUAUCGCGCCGGUGCGACCCCGCGGAGGACGCGAUCGAGGCGUGCGUCCGCGCGGAGGCGAGCGCGAUCAUGCGCGGCGAGGACCUGUUCGACACCGCGCUGACGCGCGACGUCGCGCGCGUCGCCAUCAGCGUGCACACGCGAGGCGACGACAGCGUCGCCGCGGGCGAGAACGGGCCGGCGCCGACGCCGCGCGGGGUCGUGUUGGACGCCGCGCUGCGCGGGCUGAACGCCGCGCGCGCGGAAGCGAAGCUCCCGCCGGUCGUCGCGGAGCUGCACGACCCGGACGUGACCGUGUUCGUGUCGCAGUGGCGCGUCCCGGCGGCGACAGACGGCGGCGGAGGAGGAGGAGAAGAAGGUUUUCGCGGUCCGAAGCGCGUGAACCUUCUCGCGCCGAACGUCGUCGCGUGCGGGAUAUCGAUCCUCCCGAGGGAGCUGUGCGAGCGCCGCGCGAAGAACAUCGUGCCGUUGAAGCCGAAGCGAUCGGUCCAGGCGAAGACGCGACCGAGGGAGGAGACGAGGAACGCCGGCGCCGGCGCCGGCGCCGGCGGCGACGGAGGCCAAAACCAAAACCAAAACCAAAACCAAAACGCGGAGUGGCGCGACGGCGCCAAACGCCAAGCCCCGAAAGCGGCGAAGACGUCGCACGGCGUCGCCGUCGACGGCAAACCCACCAGCGCGCCGGCGGCGACCGCCGCCAUCGCGCCGCUCGCGCGCGACGCGGCGCUGACGCUUCUGGACGCGGCGCUGACGAAGCGAGCGUCGACGCCCCACCUCGUGCCGUACGUGCGAGACCCGUACCCGGACCCGUCGCUCUGCGCGCGCGGCGUCCUCGCGGCGAUGCGCAUGAAAUCGCCGCCGCUCGCGUUUCGGCUGAUCCACGGCACCGGCGACGGCGUGGACGGGAUCACCGUGGACGUGUUGGGGCGCGCGAUUCUCGUCGAGCAGCAUCGGCGGUGGGCGCCCGCGGAGCCGAUGACGCGCGCCGUCGCCGAGCGCUUCGGCGCGGACGUCCCGGUGUUUUUGAAGCGGCGAUGGAGCUCGGACCCGGCGGCGCGCGGCGGCGUCCAGGUCUCCGGAGGCGCGCUGCCGACGCCCGACGACGACGGCGGCGACGACGACGAGAGCACUCACGCGAACCGCGUCGUGGUCAAAGAGCCCGGGACGCGCGGAGCCGCCUUUGAGGUUUGGCUUACGGGGGAGGAACACUACGGCGUGUUCCUGGACUCGCGCCCCGCGCGCGAGCGCGUGCGCGCGAUGUCCAAGUUCAAGAAGGUGUUGAACUUGUUCAGCUACACCGGCGGGUUCGGCGUCGCCGCCGCCGUGGGCGGCGCGCUGUGGACGCACAACGUCGACAGCAAGCUGCCGUGUCUGCGCGCGGCGCGGAAAAAUUAUGCGCUCAACGGCGUCGAGGUCGACCCCGCGGACCCGCGCGUGUUUCGCCGCGCGGACGUGAUUCGGUUCUUGACGAAGCGCUUCGCGGCGAAAGACGUCGCGCGCGAGAAGAAGUACGACCUCGUCGUCGUGGACCCGCCGCCGCGGUUCAGCCGCAAGUCGGACUGGGCGUUCGAGGCGGAGCUUCACACCGGAAAAUUACUCGCGAUGUGCGCGGGCGCGUUGACCGACACGGACGCGACGUUGAUCGCGGGGAUCAACGCGCUGACCGUCACGGACGCGCGGUUCGUCGAGAUGAUCGACGAAGCGAGCGCGCUGUGCGGUCGGAAGCUCACGCCGGUGGAGUGGAUCGGCCCCGGGGAGGAUUUCCCCGCGUGUCCGUACCGUCCGACGGCGCGGUUCGUCGUGUUGAACGUCGAGGACGCGCGGGACGACGGCGGGGAGAAGGACGGCGCGACCGACCGGAGGGGGAGCGGUACUCUCGCGGACGAGCUCGGGCUGCGCGACGAGGGCGGCGGGGACGACGACGACGACGACGAUGAGGACGACGGGGACGACCUCGACGACGUCGUGGACGAGGACGACGACGGCGACGACGCGAGAGGCGAGGCGCCGGCGCCGGCGAACGCGAGCGACCUCGCGUGCCGGCUCUGCGGCGGCGUCUUCGCGUCUCGGAACAAGCUGUUCCGUCACCUCCGAUCGCUCGCGUGCGAGUGCGGCGCGUGGUGCGAGUCCAAAGGCGGGCUCGCGUCCGCGGCGGAGAUCAUCGAGCGCGGCGGCGACGCGGUCCCGCGGUUUACCCCGCCGCCGCCAAAGCCCGCGGCGGCGUCGAAAAAAAAGUCGAAGAAAGUCGCCGCCGCCGCCCGGGACCCGCGCGCGCCUCGCGGCGCGACGCGCCCGCCCGCGGCCCCGAACGAGCUCUGGAUCGGCGGCCUUCCCGCGGCGUACGCCACCGCGAAGCACCUGAAGCAGUUCAUCUGGUCGUCGCUCCCCGGCAGCAGCGGCAUCGCGCAGCCGGUGGUUCGACGCGUCGUGAGGAAAGGGUGGAGGGAUAAAAAAAACGGCGGAUGGGUCGGAUACGGCUUCGCACAGUUUCGCGACGAGACCGAAGCGCUCGCGGCGAUGGCGCACAUCGAGGGCGCGGUCCCCGCGGAGGGCGUGCGUCUGAAAGCGUCGCGGUCCACGGCGGCGGUCGAACCGUCUUCGUCCGCGCUGGACGACACCGCGUUGUUCGAGACGACGAGCGACGACGCCGACGCCGACGCCGUUUCCGCCGCGCCGCCGCCGCUCGCGCCGGGGGAGGACCCGCCGCUCGAUCGCGUUCUGAACGCUUGGCCGUCGAGCGUCAUCGAACGAAGAGCGAAACGCGCGGGGAUGACGCCGCACGCGCUGAGGGCGGCCGCGAAGGACGCCGACGCGAUGAUGAUGAAGAAGAAGAAGAAGAAGAAGAAGAACGCCGCCGCCGCCGCCUUCGCGUUUGAAGAGAGACGCUCGAGAGGCGCGUCCGUCCCUUCGUCCCUUCGCGCCGACCUCUUGAGGGAGCUCGUGCGCGCGCGGUGGCCGCCGGUGUCGCACCGACCGAAGGUGAACUCCGAGCGGUACCUCGUCGUCGCCGCGGACGUGCGAGGGGAACCGAGGGACGGGGAAGAGACCGCGGAGCGAGCGCGCGCGACGAACGACGUCGUGGAUCCGUUUCGCGAUUUGAAAAGAGCCGCGCUCGCGGUGCUUCGAUGGGCGGACCCGGAGUACCCGUGCGAUCACAUGGCGAUCACGCGUAACUUCGUCGGGUCGCCGCACGUCGACCGCGAGGACGCGUCGCAUCAGUACGCGAUAUCGCUCGGGGACUGGAGAGGGAAGGGCGGCGAGCUCGUCGUCGAGAGCGAGGACGGCGACACGCGGUGGGUCGUGGACACGCGGGAUAAGAUCGGACGCGUCGACGGCCGGUUCGCGCACUGGGUCCGCGGGUUCGACGCGACCGAGGGGACGCGGUAUUCGGUGAUUUACUACGUGAACAAGCCGAAGAACGCCACGGAGCGGACGUUCGCGGUGGACGAGGCGUUCGCGCCCGCGGGGAAGGGGCGCGCGCGGACGACGCGGGAACGGAUCGCGAAGGCGAUCGCGUGGGGGGCGUUCGGGUUCGUCGUCGGCGUCGCGUGUCACGUCGCGCCGCGAUGGGCGAGGGCUGUGAAGGGCGAGAAGAAGAAGAAGAAGAAGAAGAAGAAGAAGAAGAAGAAGGAGGAGAAGGGAGGCGCGACGCCGGCGAUGCCUCGCGAAGAAGCGCGCGAAGAAGCGCGCGAAGGAGUAGCCGUAGAAGCUCAGUGAGCGUUUCGAUUUUGUCACGACAAUAACGUGAACUGGAA